AUGAUCAUCACCACGGAUGGCGGCUUUGAGAGACAGGGUCUUGCCACAGAGCUUACUAAUGCCAGUGCCUCCAGUCUCCCAGCCUUGGAAGACUAUGACAGAGUGAGAGGUGAAGCCCACAACAGCUCCGGGUUGCCUCCCUUCACGUUGACAGGACUGCCAGGGCUGGAGACCUCCCAGCACUGGCUGUUCCUGCUCCUCAGUGUCCUCUAUAAUGUCUCCAUAGCCGGCAAUGCUCUGAUCCUGUUCAUCAUCAGGGAGGAACAGAGUCUGCAUCAGCCCAUGUACUACUUCCUGUCUCUGCUGUCAGUCAAUGACCUGGGCGUGUCUUUCUCCACACUGCCCACAGUCCUGGCUGUGUUUUGCUUCCACUUAAGGGAAAUAAGUUUUAAUUCUUGCCUGUCCCAGAUGUUCUUUAUCCACCUCUUCUCUUUCUUGGAGUCUGGGAUUCUGCUGGCCAUGAGCUUUGAUCGCUAUGUAGCCAUCUGUAACCCCCUGCGCUACUCCACAGUGCUCACCGAUGCCCGGGUGAUGUGGAUGGGCUUGUGUGUGUUCCUUCGAAGUUUCUGCAUGGUUUUCCCCUUACCAUUCCUUCUGAAGAGGCUGCCCUUCUGCAAGGCUAAUGUGCUUUCCCAUGCCUACUGCCUGCAUCCAGAUCUGAUUCGCCUGCCCUGUGGUGACAUUACUAUUAAUAAUGUAUUUGGUCUGUUCAUAGUCAGCUCCACUUUUGGGCUGGAUUCUGCGCUUAUUCUCCUCUCCUAUGCUCUCAUACUUCGCUCUGUGCUGGCCAUCGCCUCCCGGGACGAAAGGCUGAAGACCUGGAACACGUGUGUGUCACACCUGUGUGCUGUGCUCAUCUUCUAUGUGCCCAUGGUAGGUGUGUCCAUGGCUGCCCGCUACGGCAGGCGUGCCCCACGAUUUGUGCAUACGCUCCUGUCGCUCGUUUAUCUCUUUGUACCUCCAAUGCUCAACCCUGUCAUCUAUUCCAUCAAAACCAAGGAGAUUCGGCGGAGGCUUUGCAAAAUCCUGUUGGGGGACAAAGUUUUGAGUUGGAGAAUAUUGUAA
Messenger RNA from Psammomys obesus (fat sand rat), 1065 nucleotides. Its product is annotated as olfactory receptor 51I2-like. Lineage: Eukaryota; Metazoa; Chordata; Mammalia; Rodentia; Muridae. Gene Ontology annotation, molecular function: olfactory receptor activity; G protein-coupled receptor activity. Gene Ontology annotation, biological process: G protein-coupled receptor signaling pathway. Gene Ontology annotation, cellular component: membrane. The record is from RefSeq and is a predicted model, not a curated record. Bases 1 to 1065 code for a protein of 354 amino acids. The transcript is spliced from 2 exons.